UGCGAUUUGGCUUGGCGAGUUGUGUUGAAAAAAAUACAAAUGUAACAAACAAUAAGGCAAUAUAAAAACAACAGCUAGCUUUCAUUCCUAAUUCAAGAAAACAAUUUGGCUAACGUUGAGAUUACAAUGUGAUACGUGUGUGUUUGUGUAGUUUAAAUCGGUGAUAUGCGAGUUAUUUUAUUUUUUUUAAUUUUAAUCUAAUAAUAAUUGGAAAGAGAAGUUUACGUUUAGCGUUCUAAGUGUUACCUAUGAGUUAUUUAGAUUAAAGUGGUGCGUGCAAACAUGGGGCAAGGUCCGAGUUCUAACUGGAGUAAAGGUAGUCGAAGAUCAUUUAGAUCUUUCGCAAGGCGCUCAAAGCUCAAUAAGUCGAGUUUGAGCCACACGUUCAGCUUACCGCCUUCGGAGGAGUAUCCGGAGCUCAUGAACGUGAACACGGCAACGGAGGAGCAGUUGAUGACGUUGCCAGGAGUGUCCAGGCAACUGGCGCAGGAGAUCGUCAGACAUCGACAGAUGAUCGGCAGGUUUAAACGCGUUGAUGACCUUGCCUUAGUCUCAGGUAUUGGUGCUGAAAAACUAGAGUUACUUAGACCAGAAAUAUGUACAAAUUCAAGAAAACCAAUAUCUAGGACUAGCUCUUGUACAUACUCAUUAGAUAGCAUAAGAUCAUCUUCAGAAAAUAAGUUAUGUUCAGUGAACUCAUCUAGUGUAUUCGCACUGCAAUGUGUGCCAGGUUUGAACCAAGAAUUGGCAGCAAACAUUGUUGAUUAUCGGAAUAAAAAAGGCCCCUUCAAGUCCCUUGAUGAUCUAAUAAAAGUCAGGGGUAUGGACAUUGUGAGACUAAGUAGUAUAAAACCACAUUUGAACUUGGAGCUUCGGAAGUGCGAAAGUGUGCAGCAUUUAACCAAUGGGCAUGUAAAUGGAUGGGCUGACCCUUCAUUAAGUGAAAUAUUGAUUAGCAGCGAGCCAAAAACUCCAAGAAGCCCUCAUAGAAAAAGUCUUUCAAUGCCAACUAAAUUCCCCAUAACGUUGCCAAAUGGUUUUGCGACAGCUCCAGUGACUGAUAUAUUGGACUUACUCUCAGCAUACUCCCACAGACCUAUUGUAGAAGAGGUGUUCACUUAUGAAAGAGAAGGAGUUAGGUGUUGCCGCCUUGCUACGUGGAAUCUCCACCAGCUUAGUGUAGCCAAGAUCACAAAUCCUGGUGUCAGAGAGGUGGUUUGCAGGACUAUUCUGGAAUAUAAGUUAUCAAUAAUAGCAAUACAAGAUAUACUUGAAGAGCAGGCGUUGCAGAUGAUAGUCGACGAACUGAACUCUCCAGUGCUGCGGCGGGUGAGAGAGUGGCGCUGCAACAGCCACACGUGGCAGUGUGUGCAUGUAGGCAGGACCCUGGGUUUUUUGUUCGAGCGCUCCAACAAACACAUCACGGUAGAGAACGCGCUGCUAAUGGACGGCACCGGCCGACGGUUGGCUGAGGAGCUACACGCUCUGCGAUCCGAGCGUCUAUGCAUUUCACCGCAAGCGUUUCUGAUAUGCGACCAGCCGAUUAUAAUCAUGAACGUGCAGUGCUCGGAGCGUUUGGGUGAAGACGACGCCGCGAAAUUGAGACUAAUAGCAGAUCUCGCACUCUCCUCACAAAUGGAACUGGCCUUCUUCGGGGAAUUCGUGCGGUGGGACAACGUUCGGUUGCUGCAGAACUGUGAAUCAAUAUUGGACCAAGCAGUCGUCACGCAGAUAGACACAAAUGUCGAAGGGCAAAGCGUUAUUUUAUGUCCCGGAAACAUAAACAAGAGCAAUUUCAAUGCCCACUCGGGGGUAAUCAAAUCAGGUUUAUGCCAUUUAGCCAUACCACGGGGCUGGUCGUGGGGUGGCCCCGCGUCGCCGUUCUGCCCCAUUUGGGUCGAAUUCAAAUUGCCCGAUUGACAAGAAUUGAUCACUUUAUAUACUAGAAGAAAAUUCGUUUGGAACUGUACGACAACGACCCUGGUGUUAAUAUUGCAACUUCUCUGUGUGAUAUUACUUUUGAUAUUUUAGAGCGGCCAUGUUGGAUUUACUCGCACUAUUUGCCGCCAAUUUUGCUGUGUGUUUUCUAAUAUUUUAAACUUGAACGAGAUCAUCGAGUAUUAGAGUAACUUACCAAGUUAUCAUAUUUAACAUUUAAAUUUCUAUUAGAGUGAUUGUGUCGCAUCGAGGUCUCAAACGUGUUUUGACGUUUGGUGACGUGACGUUGAAGUGAUGUUAUUUUAACAUUUAAUAUAAUUUGAAACAUAAUUGUCGGUUAACAGUAACAGUAUUUGAUUUAUUUUGAGUAAGUUCUCUUGACGCAGCAAGAUUCAAAGAUUCACUGAGAUACACUGAGUCACUUGCGACUAUAACGCGUAGCGCAAUAAUUUACUUUCCGUCACUAGGGUAUAUAUAAAUUAUACAUAUAUAUAAUAUUACCCUUUUUUAACUGGUAAAGUUUUCAUAAUAGAGGUUUUCGGUGUUCGAUUGUAGUCACAAAAAGAUUGAAACAACUUAGUUUAAAUUUGUCUGUUCAUAAAGCCUUAAAUUGAAUUGACAGAAUUUAAAAUCACGCUGUAAUUCAACCAUACGAACGUUGUUAGAAGAGUUGCACUAAUUUAAAUUCUUUCGGUUUAGUUUAAUUUUUGUGUACAAAACAAUUUAGCAUUAAGGUUUAUAGGGUUUAUCAUCGGAUAGUAGGAUCAUAGAUAAUAUUUAAUUUUGUGAAACCCAGACAGAGCCUGAGCUUUUUUCACAAACAUUCACAAUCUUCUGCAAGUUUGUAGUUGAUAUUUAUCGUUCCAUAGUACCAAGUUUAGAAACUCGCUAAUUCCAGCAAUGUAUAACAGUCGUCAUCAAAAGUAGUAGUACCCCUUAAUUUAAUCGUUUUAGUGUAAUACGAAAAAAAACUCAGUACUUUUAUAAUCGUUCUUUCCAAAAGUGUUGUAAAUAAUAACUUCAUCUCUCUUCAAAAAUAUGCAUUACUCUGAGGUACAAAUGAACUAGCAAUUUUUGCCAAUGAUUGGUAGAAUCAUACAUAAUUUUUCUAUUUUAUCUAUCUCGGGGUUGUUUACUUGAUCGCUUUAAGCAUAGAUUAAAAAGAAAAUCUAUUUUUCAGAAACGAGAUGCCAUGUUUACAAGUUUAUUGAAUUAAAUAUAAUAUAAUGCUUACCGAUUUUUCGCAUGAAAUUCCUGUAUAUUUUAUGUAAAAUAUAGUUAUUUCUUAUGUAAGUAAAUUAUUGAUGUAUAACAUAUUUCUGUAUAUAGAUGUAUUUUAAAAUUUAACUACCUAUGUAUUAUGGAAUCGUGUUUUUUUUUUAAAUAAAAUGCUGUAUUUUUUACGUUAACGUUUUUAUGAAUAAGAAAAAUGCUUCGAUUUUAAAUAUACCUACAUGGUUAUGGUAAAUCUCUUACGAAUUUAAUUUACUUGCCAAUAUUUGAAUCGUUUUGAUAUGUUUUCGCCUAAAGUUAUCAGGUGUUUAUGUUCGAUCGACUUUGCUUGCUCGCCGUCACUCUCAAUGAGUAUACAAAGUAGUUUCAUCAGCGUCCCGUAAAUUUAUGUUAGUAGUAUCUCCAUGUGACAUGUUGUAAAGGGUUUAUUUACAUAAGAUUAUAUUCGUGUCUAAAGUGACUGACGAUGAAGUUCCAAUCAAUAGAGCCUUGUUUUAGCCCAAACUUUGCUAACUGUGCAAGUCAACAAAACGAGACGGACACGUAAGUCUCGGCUCGAGGAAAAAGUAGUAGAAGGCUGCUUUUCUCAGGCAGAAUGAGAGGCGAGACGGUUGCCACGAAAAAAAACUUAAAGGUAAUCCAAGCAUCGACAUUAUACAUGCAAACAGUGUCAUAGAUUUUAUUUUGGAGGCAUAUCUAACGAUCUAAAUAUUUUCUUAGGCAAUUGAACAAGUUAUUAAGCUAAUACGAAGCACCACUUUUUAUUUAUAAUAUCGUAACUAUUACGCAGUGAGAUGUAUUUAUGUCCUCGAUAGUAAUUUAUAUACUCUUUUUUUUUUUAUAAAUGUAGGUAUUUUAUAACAUAAAUCUUCGUCUAGAAAUGAUAAAAAUACGAAAUAUUAUGAAGUACCCUCAGAUUCCUUUUUUAUCAAUAGUUUAUAUUAGACUACUGUGUACUUUUUUAAGCUGAUCGCAUAUUUGUUCGCCAACGUACGCUUAAUGUUUUGUAUGAAAUAGCACCGAUCUCAUCUUAGAAAUGACUUCGAACCUACAAAAGACAUCAUAAAAAUAAGAUUGUAUACGAAUUUGAAAGGUGCGUUUUACGGUUU
Pararge aegeria (speckled wood butterfly) is the source of this 4280-nucleotide messenger RNA. Its product is annotated as endonuclease/exonuclease/phosphatase family domain-containing protein 1-like. The transcript has 6 exons. NCBI's taxonomy places the organism in Eukaryota, Metazoa, Arthropoda, Insecta, Lepidoptera, Nymphalidae. Bases 283 to 1920 code for a protein of 545 amino acids. Gene Ontology annotation, cellular component: plasma membrane. The record is from RefSeq and is a predicted model, not a curated record.